This is a messenger RNA of Phaeoacremonium minimum UCRPA7, 1248 nucleotides long. RefSeq names its product putative set domain protein. The transcript is spliced from 3 exons. Gene Ontology annotation, molecular function: protein binding; protein-lysine N-methyltransferase activity. The coding region runs from base 1 to 1248 and encodes 415 amino acids. Gene Ontology annotation, cellular component: nucleus. Lineage: Eukaryota; Fungi; Ascomycota; Sordariomycetes; Togniniales; Togniniaceae. Gene Ontology annotation, biological process: peptidyl-lysine monomethylation. The record is from RefSeq and is a predicted model, not a curated record.
AUGGCAGACCCCGAUUUUACUCAGAAGUCGGAGGCGUUCUUGUCUUGGUUCAAGUCGCAGCCGGGGGCCACAUUUCGUGACGAUAUUGAGAUCUGCGACUUGAGAGAUGGCAAACGAGGCAGAGGCAUUGUUGCUACAGCCGAUAUCCCCCCAGAAACUGUGCUGUUCACGAUUCCUAGGAAAAGCGUCAUUUGCUCUAUUACAUCCCAACUGUCACAGGAGAUCCCACAAAUAGCUGAUAUAGACAGCAAUAUCGAUAGUGCUGAGGAUGAGAUCUUGAUAGAAAGAGGAUCAAUGAGCAGCGCAAAUCAAGACUCCUGGACGUCUCUGAUUUUGAUCAUGAUUUAUGAACAUCUUCGAGGGCCUGCAUCUAGGUGGAAGCCGUAUCUUGAUGUCCUUCCCACCGUUUUCAACACGCCCAUGUUCUGGUCUGAAAACGAGCUCAAAGAGUUACAAGCUAGCCCAGUCAUCGAGAAGAUUGGGAAAGAUAAUGCGACUGAAAUGAUCAGAUCUAAGAUUUUGCCGGUUAUUAAGCAAAACCCUCACGUCUUCUUCACUGAUGGUGCCGAAUACCUUGGCGACGACGCCCUCGAGCAGCUAGCGUACCGUAUGGGAAGCACGAUCAUGGCCUAUGCAUUUGAUCUCGAAAAGGAUGAUGAUGAAGGAGUUGAGGGUGAGGACGAGUGGGUUGAGGACCGGGAAGGCCAGAUCAUGAUGGGUAUGGUACCAAUGGCUGAUAUCCUGAAUGCCGAUGCUGAAUUCAAUGCUCAUGUCGACCACGGGGAAGAUUAUCUUACGGUCACUGCUAUACGGGCUAUCAGAAAAGGUGAAGAGGUCUUAAACUAUUAUGGGCCACUAGGCAACGGCGAACUUCUCACACGAUAUGGCUAUGUGACGUCGAAACACAAAAGCUACGACCUCAUCGAUCUAUCAUGGGACUCAAUACUUCAUAGUAUACGCCAAGAGCUCAGAUUCAACGAAAAAGAUUGGGAGAAAGUUAAGCAAAUGGUCGACGAGGAAGACUUCGAGGACUAUUUUGUGAUUGAUCACGGCGCGGACGAACCAGACGCCUCGGGACAGAUGAGCGCUUCAUCUCAUGGAGUCAAUCUUCCCGACGACCUAUGGGAUCAGAUCAAAUCUUUUUUGAAGAGUGUGAAGCAGAUUUUCCCAGAACUUGUGGCAGAUAAGAAGAAACGAGACGAAGUGAUGCUAGCACAGCAGAAGCCUCUGUUCCGCUCGGAACCCUGA